AUGAUCGCGGCCCAGGCCAAGCUGGUGUAUCAUUUGAAUAAAUACUACAAUGAGAAAUGCCAAGCCAGGAAAGCUGCAAUCGCCAAAACGAUCCGAGAAGUCUGCAAAGUGGUGUCGGACGUGCUGAAGGAGGUGGAGGUGCAGGAGCCUCGCUUCAUCAGUUCCUUGAACGAGAUGGACAAUCGCUACGAGGGGCUGGAAGUCAUCUCCCCCACGGAGUUUGAAGUCGUGCUGUAUCUGAACCAAAUGGGGGUUUUCAACUUCGUGGACGACGGCUCCUUGCCGGGCUGCGCUGUGUUAAAGUUAAGCGACGGGCGCAAGAGGAGCAUGUCCCUCUGGGUGGAGUUCAUCACGGCGUCUGGCUACCUCUCCGCUCGCAAAAUCCGGUCCAGAUUCCAGACUCUGGUGGCUCAAGCCGUGGAUAAGUGCAGUUACAGAGACGUGGUAAAGAUGGUAGCGGACACCAGCGAAGUGAAGCUGAGGAUCAGGGAUCGCUACGUCGUGCAGAUCACUCCAGCGUUCAAGUGCACGGGGAUCUGGCCGCGGAGUGCUGCACACUGGCCGCUUCCCCACAUCCCCUGGCCGGGACCCAACCGGGUGGCGGAGGUCAAGGCGGAAGGCUUCAACCUCUUGUCCAAGGAGUGCCACUCUCUGGCCGGCAAGCAGAGCUCUGCCGAGAGCGAUGCCUGGGUGCUGCAGUUCGCGGAAGCUGAGAACAGACUGCAGAUGGGCGGCUGCAGGAAGAAAUGCCUCUCCAUCCUCAAAACCUUACGGGACCGUCACCUGGAGCUGCCGGGCCAGCCCCUGAAUAAUUAUCACAUGAAAACUCUGGUUUCCUACGAAUGCGAAAAGCAUCCCCGGGAAUCGGACUGGGACGAGUCGUGCCUGGGGGACCGGCUCAACGGGAUUUUACUGCAGCUCAUCUCGUGCCUCCAGUGCAGGAGGUGCCCGCACUACUUCUUGCCCAACUUAGACCUCUUUCAGGGCAAACCUCACUCGGCCCUAGAAAACGCGGCCAAACAAACGUGGCGACUGGCUAGGGAAAUACUUACCAACCCGAAAAGUUUGGAGAAACUUUAGAGGGUAACUAUAAAACCGGCCUGACCGAUAAAUCUGCUAAUUUCCUGAUGAAGUUUAAGAUACCUGUUUGAAAAGUCAUAUAUUUCCACUUGACAAUGCAAAUAAUAUUCUCUUUUUAAAAGGAAUAUAGCUUAGCCUCUUCACAAAGAAAAGCAAAUGAGAACAGCAAGCAUCGUUCCUCUUCGUCACAGUUUUGCAGUUCCCCGCGGGGGAAAAACAAAAAGGAAAAAAAAAAAAGAGAGAGAGAAAAAGAAAGAAGAAAAGGAAAAUGUGCUACCUGGAAAGGAAAAUCGGCCGUAAUUUGAUUGUGACCAUUCUGCCUAAAAAACGGUACCAACGGAUUAUAACAAAACCCGGUAUUUUUAUGUAAACCUUCUGUGAGUAAAAGCUAUUUGGAUAU
Molecule: messenger RNA, 1480 nt
Organism: Cinclus cinclus
Lineage: Eukaryota; Metazoa; Chordata; Aves; Passeriformes; Cinclidae
Gene: MAB21L1
Product: mab-21 like 1
Exons: 1
Coding region: 1-1080 (359 amino acids)
Source: RefSeq, a predicted model, not a curated record